This is a messenger RNA of Tetranychus urticae (two-spotted spider mite), 741 nucleotides long. NCBI's taxonomy places the organism in Eukaryota, Metazoa, Arthropoda, Arachnida, Trombidiformes, Tetranychidae. The record is from RefSeq and is a predicted model, not a curated record.
CUUUUAUUACCUUAUUGUCGUUGAAUCAUGAUUGUUAUUAAAGUUUUAUGGUUGUUAUCAUUUCUUAUCAACUGGUUACGAAGCAACAGCAUCAGAAUUACAUAGUCUUGAAUUAAUCUUGAAUGAUUUGGAACAAUUGAUUCAAAAGCAUUUUGACUGAUUAUUGAAAUUUUGUGUCGCAUAUUCACAUCAUAAUAUGAUCAAACAAUGACUAUAAGAAUGGUUCAUCACGCUUUCAUAAUCGCAAUUCUAGUUGCAUCCUUAAUUCACCAAUCAUACAGCCAAGGAGCUUAUGAUCCUUAUACAAGUUUCGAUGGUGAAAGGCGAGGUUCAUUCAGCGCAAAUCAAGUGGUUGGUAUCAUUUUUGGUUCAAUAGCUGUUGUGAUUGCUCUUGCAUUGACACUCGGAUUCUGUUAUUAUGUUUACCGAAAGGAAAGUCAAAGAUCUAAUGGCGGUCAAUAUACACCAACAGCUGAUCAAGAAUUGUGAUUCUUCAUCAACCAAAUAUUAAGCUUACUAAGGACUGCCAUUGAUUAAAUAACGCUAAUUUUUUGGAUCGUAAAUGCAAAAAUUAUAAACUCAAGAUAAAGAAACAUUUGUUUAUUCCUAUGUAUCAACUACUUUGAUCAAAAAACCAUGCUAUGUAUUAUAUCAGAUCUUAAUGUGCAAGUUGAUUGCAAGCAAAUUGGUCUGAAUUAAAAAAGUCUUCCUCUUUUCAAUUAAAUUGCAGUUAAACUAUUA